AUGAACGGUAUUUCGCAGGCUAGCUAUGGCAGCCAGAAAGCCAUCCACAAAGCACCUUCUUCAUCCUUUAGCACUGCAUCUACACAGCACGAGGUCUCCAUGAAUGAUCCAAGCGAUGAUGCCGACCGAGAGAUAGAAAAGCUUCAAGCAAAAAGGCGAGAUUGGCGCAGGAACGAAUUCCAACAACUCCUCAAUCAUGAGACAGACAAACAUCGACUGCAAUGUUUUGAUCUCGCUCCUAAUAGUAGCUCUGCGUCCGGAGAACACAGCACUUCUGUCAGCGCAGAAACUCCCAUACCACGUGAAAAGCUUUGGGAAACAGGCUUGGAUGAUAUCUUGAACAAAGGCCCUUCCAAGGUUGCUUCUGAGCUCUCCCAAAGAAGCCUCGAGAAAUUAAAGCAGAUCGUUUUUGGCAACUCCGUUCGAAAAGCUUUGGGCUUAUCCUCUGACCAGAUCAAGACAUUGUUUUGGACAUAUGAAGUUCUUAACGCCAAGCUUUAUUAUGAUUUGAUCAAGUCCCCGCAGCAUCUGAAUCGAUUACAAGAUCUCAAACAGAGCCUGGAAAGGUUGAAAAGCGACCCUCUCAUCCACGCCACCAUCGAAUAUACUUGGCAAGAGGCUGCCCGAGCAGUACUGCAAUGCCCGGUACAUGAGGGCCUCAAUGGUAGCGGAGUAGGUGGAUUGGCUUCCAGGUUAGAAGUAAUUCUCGACAAAUUCAUAACCCGACCCCUCCAGGAGGUCCUUGAGAGAGCCGAUUCGGCAGAAAGAAUACUGCAGGACUUGCAGGUUCUGAGAAUUCGCUUGCGCGAUUCUUUGAGCCCCCUUGAGGCAGACUGGAGCUCGCCACUCAACAACAGAAAUGAAUUUCUGGAGCAGUUGCGAUGGAACGACGUUCCGGCUCUUGUGCGCCUCAUAUCACGCAAAGACAUGGGUUUAUUUAGAGAGUAUGUGCCUAUCGUCUUCACCAAAGAUGGAGCUCAAGCGCGUUCCAUCUUGAGCUCCCGGUGGAAUCAGCUGAUGGUGGAGGUGAAAGAGUGCAUGGCUGCUGAGAUUGGGCUGGAAUCUAAAAUUGAUGGUCUUGCUCAGGUAUGCUGGAACCGUCUCAAUUUCAAUUUCAACUCUGACAGCCCCUUUUAG
Molecule: messenger RNA, 1137 nt
Organism: Penicillium waksmanii
Lineage: Eukaryota; Fungi; Ascomycota; Eurotiomycetes; Eurotiales; Aspergillaceae
Exons: 3
Coding region: 1-1137 (378 amino acids)
Source: RefSeq, a predicted model, not a curated record